AUGCAGGGAAAAAGUAACUCGCUUAUGCUCUUGCCUCCCACCGUAGCCGCUGGGGAGACGCUGGACGUGCAGGUGCUUCAUGCCGGUGUACGACAGAUGUGGAUGAACGAGGUCUUCAAAGAAAUGAACAUCAACGGCUACUUGAAGCUGGUAAGAGCUUUGGGUUCUGUUGUUGUGAUGAUUCUGGUUCUAUCGUAA
Molecule: messenger RNA, 198 nt
Organism: Ostertagia ostertagi
Lineage: Eukaryota; Metazoa; Nematoda; Chromadorea; Rhabditida; Trichostrongylidae
Source: the annotation of a GenBank genome assembly